AUGAGGAAGAAUCGAACGCUUAGAAGACCUGAACAAAAAAAAUUUAUCACGGAAAAAUUGUCCAUUGUUGAGGGCAAGAACAAAGAACUGAAGGCGAAACAGGCAAAAAAGAGCAAAAAGACAAAAAACAAGGAAAAUGUCGACGACAAAAAGGCAGCGGGAGAAGAAAAACUACAAAAGCAAGUUGAAGCAACAAUCAAAAGCAUGCAAAAAGCGGCACAAGGCAUGACUUUGCGUUCGCACAAACAAACUAUCCUAACUUCCGUUGCCGGAAGUCGCUUAAUGAAUUACGCCAAUGUCUACGAUCAACACAAAAAGGACUUGGCAGAGAAGAAAAAGCAAGAGGAGGAACAAAAAACCAUCGUAAAACCCUUCAAAGCUCGUCCUGUCCCAAAAUUCGUUCAUGCCAAGACAACAACUGCCCCAAAAAAGGAAGAAACUGCCAAAAAUGUCGUCAAAGUAGCUCCCAAGCCAAAACCUCCGGUAGCUCAUGUCGCUCCGACUCGUCGUACGGCUCCCGCUGUAGAAAAAGAGAAAAAACCCGAGCCCAAAAAACGCACUUUUGUUCCGACUUUUACUCGAAAAUCCGUUGCUGAAGUCGUUAAAAAGCCUCAAGCGCCUCAACCGAAGCCGGAGGUGAAGAAAUUUGUCGCUACUGUCCCAAAAUACCUUCGAAAGGAGCCUUUUAAGGUUAAUUUGCCCGAAAAGAAACGCACGACCGAGGUAAAGCCCUUUAAGUUAUCCAUCGCUACUCGGAUCGAUGAUCGCCACAAAUCCGAUGCUGAACGAAGGAAAAUCGUCGAGGAACGUAAUCGCAAGUUGAUGGAAGAGAAGAAAAAGAAGGAGGAGGAAGAGAUUAAGACUUUGCGAAAACUUCGGGAAUUCCGGGCGAGCGUAAAUCCCUUCAACAAGGCAAAAAACGCGAAGAAAACUGCACCAACUCAGCCAGUUAAUGAGUUGCCGGCAGCUGAAAAAGCUUAAUUUUCGUUAAUUGACUUUUUACUUACCGAACCAAUAUUAUUUUUUGUG
This is a messenger RNA of Culicoides brevitarsis, 1029 nucleotides long. Its product is annotated as translation initiation factor IF-2. NCBI's taxonomy places the organism in Eukaryota, Metazoa, Arthropoda, Insecta, Diptera, Ceratopogonidae. The record is from RefSeq and is a predicted model, not a curated record. The transcript has 3 exons. The coding region runs from base 1 to 981 and encodes 326 amino acids.